Molecule: messenger RNA, 21043 nt
Organism: Coregonus sp. 'balchen'
Lineage: Eukaryota; Metazoa; Chordata; Actinopteri; Salmoniformes; Salmonidae
Source: the annotation of a GenBank genome assembly
AUGGGCUUCGAAAGGUAAGACAAUACAAACAGACAGUAUAUAUUGUACAUAAUAUAGACUUAACAAACUAGGUUAUUAUUAUUAUUAUUAUUAUUAUUAUUAUUAUAUGCCAUACUAUUAUAGAGAUACUGUAGUAUACAUACAGUGCCUUCAGAAAGUAUUUUCACCCCUUGACUUUUUCCACAUUUUGUUGUGUUACAGCCUGAAUUUAAAAUGGAUUGUCACUAGCCUAUAAACAAUACCCCAUAAUGUAAAAGUUAAGUUGUGUUUUUAGACAUUUCUUGAGUCAACCCCUUUGUUAUGGCAAGCCUAAAUAUGAAUAAUGUAUGCACUCACUAACUGUAAGUCGCUCUGGAUAAGAGCGUCUGCUAAAUUACUCAAAUGUAAAAUGUAAAUAAGUUCAGGAAUAAAAAUGUGCGUAACAAGUCACAUAAUAAGUUGCAUGGACUCACUCUGUGUGCAAUAAUAGUGUUUAACAUGAUUUCUGAAUGACUACCUCAUAUCUGUACCCCACACAUACAAUUAUCUGUAAGGUCCCUCAGUCAAACAGUGAAUUUCAAACACAGAUUCAAUCACAAAGACCAGGGAGGUUUUCCAAUGCCUUGCAAAGAAGGGCAUCUAUUGGUAGAUGGGUAAAAAUAAAAAAAAGCAGACAUUGAAUAUCCCUUUGAGCAUGGUGAAGUUAUUAAUUACACUUUGGAUGGCGUAGCAAUACACCCAGUCACUGCAAAGAUACAGGCGUCCUUCCUAACUCAGUUGCUGGAGAGGAAGGAAACCGCUCAGGGAUUUCACCAUGAAGCCAAUGGUGACUUUAUAACCGUUAGAGUUUAAUGGCUGUGAUGGGAGAAGACUGAGAAUGGAUUAACAACAUUGUAUUUACUCCACAAUACUAACCUAAAUGUGAAAAGAGUGAAAAGAAGGAAGCCUGUACAGAAUAAACAUAUUCCAAAACAUGCAUCCUGUUUGCAACAAGGCACUAAAGUGAUACUGCAAAACAUUUGCCAAAAGCAAUUAACUUUUUGUCCUGAAUACAACGUUUUAUGUUUGGGGCAAAUCCAAUACAACACAUUACUGAGUACCACUCUCCAUAUUUUCAAGCAUGGUGGUGGCUGCAUCAUGUUAUGGGUAUGCUUGUCAUCGUUGAGGACUGGGGAGUUUUUCCAUGAUACAAAUAAACCAAUUGGAGCUAAGCACAGGCAAAAUCCUAGAGGAAAACCCAGUUCAGUCUGCUUUCCACCAGACACUGGGAGAUUAAUUCAUCUUUCAGCAGGACAAUAACCUAAAACACAAGGUGAUUCUAACAUGUAUUGACUCAGGGGUGUGAAUACUUAUGCAAAUUAGAUAUUUUUGUAUUUUCAUUUUCAAAAAAGUUACCAACAUUAUAUAAACAAUCUUUUUCACUUUGUCAUUAUGGGGUGUUGUGUGUAGAUGGGUGGGGGAAAAAAUGUCAUCCAUUUUGAAUUCAGGCUGUAACACAACAAAAUGUGGAACAAGUCAAGGGGUCUGAAUACUUUCUGAAGGCACCUACAAUACACACAUACAAUACACACAUCUACAUACACACAUCUAAAUACACACAUCUACAUACACACUUAAAUAAAGUUGUUAUUGUUAUUAUAAGUAUACCAUAGUAUUAUUGCUGUAUCUUCCAUCUGCAUAUUCUUUUUAUUUAUUUUUUUAUUUACCUUUAAUAGAACAUCAAACCUGAUUUAGAAAAGAGAAUAGAAAAAUGCAUUCAAAACACAAAGGAUAAAAGUCCCUAAAAUAUGCUGUAGAAUAUUUCCCCCCACAGCCGUCAUGCUGUAUUAAAUAUAGUAUCUGAAUGGGUUUUUUUUAGUCAACUGAGCAUGAAGGUCUUCUAUUCUGUGGCCCGGUAGAACAAUACGACCACAUUCUCUUUAGAACUCUUUGUGACUAUGAGCUGGUAAACGCAAGCUCAGCAAAAUAGUUCCAUACAUGGAUAAAUAGAACUCGUUGGGUUAACUCAUUAAAACAUUUUAUAUAUUAAGUUGAACUAAUUGGUCAUUUUUUAAAGUCUUCUCCAUUUGUAUUUGUAUUUAUUAAGGAUCCCCGUUAGUUUCUGCCAAGGCAGCAGUUACUGUUCCUGGGGUACAGCAACAUUAAAGACGGUUAUAUACAGUUACAAAUAUUACUUGACAUUACAUUUCAUAACACUUUACCCAAUACAUUUAGUGUGUUCCCUCAGGCCACUACUCCACUAUCGCAUAUUUACAAUACAACAUCCAUGUGUAGGUGUGUGUAGAGGGAGUGUCUUAUCGUGUGUGUGUGUGUGUGUAUUAUGUGUGUGUCUGUGCCUGUGUGUGUGUGUGUGUGUGUGUAUAAUAUGUUUGUUAUGUGUGUGUCUGUGCCUGUGUGUGUGUGUGUGUGUGUAUAAUAUGUUUGUUAUGUGUGUGUCUGUGCCUGUGUGUGUCUCUCUUCACAGUCCCCGCUGUACCAUAAAGUGUAUUUUUAUCUGUUUUUAAAAUCUGAUUUUACUGCUUGCAUCAGUUACCUGAUGUGGAAUAGAGUUCCAUGUAGUCAUGGCUCUAUGUAGUACUGUGCGCCUCCCAUAGUCUGUUCUGGACUUGGGGACUGUGAAGAGACCUCUUAAGCCAGGAGAGAUUGACAUGCAUAUUAUUCAUGUUGGCUCUCUGUGUACAUCCAAGGGCCAGCCGUGCUGCCCUGUUCUGAGCCAAUUGUAAAGUCCCUCUUUGUGGCACCUGACCACACGACUGAACAGUAGUCCAGGUGUGACAAAACUAGGGCCUGUAGGACCUGCCUUGAUGAUAGUGCUGUUAAGAAGGUAGAGCAGCGCUUUAUUAUGGACAGACUUCUCCCCAUCUUAGCUACUGUUGUAUCAAUACGUUUUGACCAUGACAGUUUACAAUCCAGGGUUACUCCAAGCUGUUUAGUCACCUCAACUUGCUCAAUUUCCACAUUAUUUAUUACAAGAUUUAGUUGAGGUUUAGGGUGUAGUGAAUGAUUUGUCCCAUUAAAAUUCCCACACUUCUCGUCCUAUUCUGGGUGAUACAAGUGAAGGUUCUCACAUGUAUUUCUGCAAAAUUCAGUGGAUUCAGUGGAGGCUGGUGUCACUUUAAAUCGGAGGGAUGUGUUUUAUACCGUUCCAUUGAUUCCAUCCCAGCCAUUACAACGGGUCCGUCCUCCCAUUUCUCCACCCACUAGCCACCACAGAUUGAGUUUGUAGCUUGCACACAGUCCACUUCCCAAAUAUCCUUGAGUAGCGUGAGCCGGGUCUCCAAUAAAUACCAAUACACACCACUUUAAUGUACUGUAGAUGUGUGGCCAGAGAUCUGACAUAAGCGCCGUCCCAAAUGGAACACUAUACCCUUCAUAGUGCACUACUUUAGACCAGGGCCGAUUGGGCUCUGGUCAAAAGUAGUUCUAUAUGUAGGGAAUAGAGUGGCAUUUGGGACGCAGGUUUCUAAAUGCUCUCGAUGGUUCUGACCUGUCCUUCUCAACUUGUGGUUUCUGUUAAUGCAUGUUAAACCUCGUUAUGUCUGACAGUCUGUCAACAAGCCCUAUCUGACGCAUAUUAAACCUCGUUAUGUCUGGCAGUCUGUCUGUCUAUCUGCAUAAGGCCUGUAUGUCUGUCUGGAUAAGGCCUGUCUGUCUGUCUCGAUAAGGCCUGUCUGACUGUCUGACUGUCUGUCUGGAUAAGGCAUGUCUGUCUGUCUGUCUCGAUAAGGCCUGUCUGUCUGUCUGUCUGUCUGUCUGUCUCGAUAAGGCCUGUCUGUCUGUCUGUCUGUCUGACUGUCUGUCUGUCUGGAUAAGGCAUGUCUUUCUGUCUGUCUCGAUAAGGCCUGUCUGUCUGUCUGUCUGUCUGUCUGUCUGUCUCGAUAAGGCCUGUCUGUCUGUCUGCCUGGAUAAGGCAUGUCUGUCUGUCUGGAUAAGGCAUGUCUGUCUGUCUUUCUGUCUGUCUGUCUGGAUAAGGCCUGUCUGUCUGUCUGUCUGUCUGUCUGGAUAAGGCCUGUCUGUCUGUAUGUUUGUCUGUCUGUCUGUCUGGAUAAGGCCUGUCUGUCUGGAUAAGGCAUGUCUGUCUGGAUAAGGCCUGUCUGUCUGUCUGUCUGUCUGUCUGGAUAAGGCCUGUCUGUCUGUCUGUCUGGAUAAGGUCUGUCUGUCUAUAUGGAUGAGGCCUGUCUACUGUCUGGAUAAAAGCCUACAGUAAGUGACGUAUUGAACAAGUGAUUGAGACAGGAUGUGAGAAAGGUGUGGGAUCUGAACGAGUGAUGGGGAGAAAGAGGUGUGGGAUCUGAACGAGUGAUGGGUGUGGGAUUUGAAAAGCAUAUUGUGUACACAUCCGGUCAGAAUGACGGUGGGCUGCUGACUGGUGUGGAUCCCAGCUGUACAGACAGACAGACAGACAGACAGACAGACAGACAGUAGCAGAAUGUGCAGGACAGGUGUUGAUGAUGUUCACAGCUGAACAUCUUGACCCAGAUUAACCCUACAUCUGGACUCAGAGUACCCCUACAUCUUGACCCAGAUUAACCCUACAUCUGGACUCAGAGUACCCCUACAUCUGGACCCAGAGUACCCCUACAUCUGGACUCAGAGUACCCCUACAUCUGGACCCAGAGUACCCCUACAUCUGGACUCAGAGUACCCCUACAUCUGGACUCAGAGUACCCCUACAUCUGGACCCAGAGUACCCCUACAUCUGGACUCAGAUUAACCCUACACCUGGACUAAAAAUGAUGGUCAAUGAAUAGGCUUCUGUGGAAUCUCCGGGAAACAGACCCUAAAUGAAUCCCAAUAGGAUCCUUAAUGUGUGUAGAGUUAUAAGCAUGUUGCGCGUCAGUUGUGUUCAGUUGCCUUUUCAAUAGGAUGGUCUCACCACCACUGCUGCUGCAAUAUUAGUACUCUCAUUUAACAGGAGAGGAAAAAUACAAAUGAAAGUUGUUGGCUCGACUUGGUGUUGUUGGCUUGACUUGGUGUUGUUGGCUCGACUUGGUGUUGGACGAUACUUUUUCUUUCCAUUUCUUUCACCCAUUUGUGAUGAACAGAGCUUCAGAACAAUAAAAUCUCCCAUCUAGUGGAAACAAAGCAUGCAUCCCAGAUGACACCCCUAUUCCCUACAUAGUGCCCUACUUUUGACCAGGACCCCUAUGUAGUGCACAGCAUAGAGAAUAAGGUGUCUGUUGAGACGUACCCAAGGAGUCUUGAUUACAUUAAGCUCUUCUACGGGAGCCAAGAGUUUAGACUGUGUUUCAUCUGAGUGAGCAUUUUCCGUAGCGUUGAUUAGCACUCUGCUUUUUAACUUGUUAACUUUAACGAGGCGAGGGCCAAGUUUAGGACGAAGUUUGGUUUUGCUUUUACUAACCUUUGACGGUGGUUGGGCACUUAUUCACAUCUCAGCAUUACACCCAAACAUUAGUUUGACAUUAGCCUCAUACCCAGGCUUCGCUCACGUUCCUUCAUUAGCCUCGUACUUAUAAAUGAAUGACAUGUACCCCAUUGAUUCUUGUAGAAUAUAACUUAUUAAUGCCUCAUGAGCUUAGUUCAACUGUCGUACCCCAUCAGAACCCAACAUAUAAGCUUGUUUUACUACAAUGUUUGUGAACGAACACUAUAUAGCCUCAAAACUAUCAUGUUGACACUGUAUUAUGGACGGUCAGUCCUUGCAACCGUAGCUCUGUCUAUGAAUUUGAGACUGGUUACAUUUCUCCAGCCCCGUCCAUCUGCUUUUUACCCAACCAGGGGCGGAGAAAACGCUUUGUUAUUGUUUCAACUGCUGAUUGCCCUUUAAAGGUUCUGAAAUCUGUAACUAAUUUCAAGGAAAAUGUGCAUUUCCCUUGAUGUUGUGGCAAGUCAGAUGGCUUGUCCUGAUGCUUCUGACUACACUUCAUAAAGUCUGUCCUCUAGCCUAGCAGUACUGGGCUGGACCAUUAGAGACAGGACCUGUCCUCUAUCCUAGCAGUACUGGGCUGGACCAUUAUAGACCAGACCUGUCCUCUAUCCUAGCAGUACUGGGCUGGACCAUUAGAGACCAGACCUGUCCUCUAUCCUAGCAGUACUGGGCUGGACCAUUAUAGACCAGACCUGUCCUCUAUCCUAGCAGUACUGGGCUGGGCUGGACCAUUAUAGACCAGACCUGUCCUCUAUCCUAGCAGUACUGGGCUGGACCAUUAUAGACCAGACCUGUCCUCUAUCCUAGCAGUACUGGGCUGGGCCAUUAUAGACCAGACCUGUCCUCUAUCCUAGCAGUACUGGCUGGGCUGGACCAUUAUAGACCAGACCUGUCCUCAUCCUAGCAGUACUGGGCUGGGCCAUUAUAGACCAGACCUGUCCUCUAUCCUAGCAGUACGGCUGGGCUGGACCAUUAGAGACCAGACCUGUCCUCUAUCCUAGAUAUGGCUGGCAUUAGAGACAGGACCUGUCCUCUAUCCUAGCAGUAUGGGCUGGACAUAGAGACAGACUGUCCUCAUCCUAGCACUUGGGUGGACAAUUAUAGACCAGACCUGUCCUCUAUCCAGCAAUACUGGCUGGACCUUAAGAGCCAGAUGCCUCAUCUAGCAGUACGGGGCAUUAUGACCAGACCGUCUCUAUCCUAGCAGACUGGCUGGCUGACCAUUAUAGACCCAACUGUCCUCUAUCCUAGCAGUACGGGCUGGGCUGACCAUUUAGACCAGACUGUCCUCUAUCCCAGCAGUACUGGCUUUGACAUAUAGACCAGACCUGUCCUCUACCUGCAGUACUGGCUGGACCAUUAAGACCAGACCUGUCCUCUAUCCUAGCAGUACGGCGGACAUAAAGACCAGACCUCCUCUAUCCUACAGUACUGGCGACCAUUAGAGACCAGACUGUCCUCAUCCUAGCAGUACUGGGCUGGGACACAUUAGACACCAGACUUCCUCUUCUAGGUACUGGUGACCCUUAGCCAGACCUGUCCUUAUCUAGCAGUAUCUGGCUGACCAUUCGGAACAGAACUGUCUCUCCUAGCAGUAUGGGCUGGACCAUUUGACCAGACUGUCUCUAUCCUGCAGUAUGGGUGACCAUUAUAGACGACUGUCCUCUAUCCUAGCAGUACUGGUGGACCAUUAUAGACAGACUUCCUCUAUCUAGCAGACUGGGUGGACCAUAUGACCGACCUGUCCCUAUCACAGUACUGGCUGGACCAUUUAGACAGACCUGUCCUAUCUAGCAUAGUCAUGAAAACUGGGCUCUAUCUCAUAUCUGACCAUUUUGAGACAGACUGGGUUCAAGUACUUUCAGAUAUUUUGAAUUUCAUUUUGGCAUUGAAUUGAGGAUGCCGGCGCAGUGGAACCAAUAGACUAGUUGGAAAAGUUCAAACCCCACCCAUAUGGCACUCCACGCAGGCUAAAGCAAGAUUUAGAGUACUAUUUGAACCCAGGUCUGUUAGAGACCUGCUGCUACCUCGAUCAACACACACGCACACACACACACACACACACACACACACACACACACACCAUUAGAGACCUGCUGCUACCUCGAUCAGCAGCUGUCCGGACAACAAUUACCCACAAUCCUCUUGGUGAACUUCCUGUCCUGUCUGAUCUAAGGUUUACCCCACCGGAUAUAAAGCUCAGUGUAUGUGUUUUAGUUUGUGUGUCAGUGUAGGUGAGUGCCAGGAUAGGGGAUGUGCUGUUCCCAAUGACUGUUCCAAUAGCUACUACAGUUAAAGCUGGUGUGGCCAUGUCCAUAAUAUCACAUACCUCAAUUCUAAACCAUUCCAUAUUUUAACUAAGUCAUGAAAAUGGGUAUUACUCAUCAUAACAUUUAUGAGCGUACUUUAUUUUUUUAUUUUUUUAUUUGAAAAUAAAAAACAGGAAUCCCCAAAACCAUUUUAAAAAGCCUCUUUUCCACACAGAGAAGGGCAUCUUUGUUGUGUGUUGUAUAUGCCUCUGGUGAGUCCUGCCAGAUAAACAAAGAUUACGACGGAACUAUUCAGUCCUUAGGGAAUAUAAACAUGUUUAGCCCAGUUCUAAAUUCACUGUUGCAUUGAGAGGGGGGAAAAAAAAACCUACGGUGUAUCCCAAAUAACACCCUAUUCCCUUUAUAGUGCACUACUUUUGACCAGAGUCAAUAGAGAAUAAGGUACCAUUUGGGACAGCUACUAUGUUUUCUUCUAAUGGCUUUUAGUCCAUUGUUUGGAUGGAGUUUAAUUCAUUUUAUUUUAAUGAGAAGUAUUUAAUACGGGGCUAGCCUGAUUUCAUUAAAGUGGGUGUGGAACCCCAUAUGUAACAUACAGCAUAUGUUUUGUAGACGGAAAACUCUUCUGAUUCCCACCAUGUAUUCAGCCAAACAGGCGGUGAUUUUUUUUUAACACAUAAUAAUUGAACGCACAUAAUGGUGCUGACGGUCUAGUCAAGGUGUUAGUCCUACUGUGUUAGUGGCAACGGUAGAUGCUCUGCACAUGGACCUUUUUCCUCUUCAGUGUGAAGCAUCAACAACUUGAUAAUCACAAAAUAAAGUGCUACCGAGGGGCCGGAAUCCAUCUCAGCACGGAAGAUCCGCGUUUAAAGGUCAUUUUCCGAUUGAGCCGACAUAUGCAACGUUUUAACCAUGAAUGCAGUCUCCGCAAAACGCUGGAACAUUGCCUUGAAAUUUAAAUUGCGCUACAGUGGUGUUAAAGGGUUAUUAGCUGCACAGUUCUCCGUUAAGAAGCAUCACAUACUUGAUCAUCAGAAUGAAUGUUAAAGAAAGGGAAGCAACCGUCCGUUGUAAAACACAGACGUUAUGAAGAGUAACUCUUUGGGCUGGUGGUUGGAGAGAAACCUUUCUGUCGCCUCUCACAGUUCUGUCUGUCUCGCUGUGUGUCCAGUGUGAUAGGUGCAGAUGCAGGGAACGGUAUCCGCGUGUUCCUCCCUGACAUAGGGAUGUUUCUAGCAGGGCUGGCCUGCUGGCUGCUGUGUCGUAGUCUGUUUCAGAAGAGACCGCUAGAGGACAUGGCCCAGGACAACACUGACUACGAACCGGAGGAAGAGGUGAGUGGAGGGAGACACACACAGACACACACACACACACAGACACACACACACACACACACACACACACACACACACACACACACAGACACACACACACACACACACACACACACAGACACACAGACACACACACACACACAGACACACAGACACACACACACACACACACACACACACACACACACACAGACACAGACACAGACACAGACACACACACACACACACACAGACACAGACACACACACACACACACACACACACACACACACACACACACACACAUGCUUGUACGUGUUGGCACAUGCACAGACUCAAACAUGCACUAACACGUACACGUUUGUUAAAAUGUACACCUUUUUUUUAUUUAUUCCAAUAAAAGGUUAUAUUUUUCUGUUAUAAAAUCUGUUUAUUUCCUUAUUUUCUUCAUCCAUCUUAACAACUUCACUAAGUUCAGGUUCAACAGGCAGAGGAAAGGAGGGGUGUUGAACAACAAGGACUCAAAUCAGGAGAAGGUCUGACCAAGAAAAACUUAGGAUUUUACUUAGGAACUUAGGAAACUCCCCUUAGGAUCCACAGUGUCUAAGGAGUACUGCCCCUUAGUAUCCACAGUGUCUAAGGAGUACUGCCCCUUAGGAUCCACAGGGUCUAAGGAGUACUGCCCCUUAGGAUCCACAGUGUCUAAGGAGUACUGCCCCUUAGGAUCCACAGUGUCUAAGGAGUACUGCCCCUUAGGAUCCACAGUGUCUAAGGAGUACUGCCCCUUAGGAUCCACAGUGUCUAAGGAGUACUGCCCCUUAGGAUCCACAGUGUCUAAGGAGUACUGCCCCUUAGGAUCCACAGUGUCUAAGGAGUACUGCCCCUGAGGAUCCACAGUGUCUAAGGAGUACUGCCCCUUAGUAUCCACAGUGUCUAAGGAGUACUGCCCCUUAGGAUCCACAGUGUCUAAGGAGUACUGCCCCUUAGGAUCCACAGUGUCUAAGGAGUACUGCCCCGUAGGAUCCACAGUGUCUAAGGAGUACUGCCCCUUAGGAUCCACAGUGUCUAAGGAGUACUGCCCCUUAGGAUCCACAGUGUCUAAGGAGUACUGCCCCUUAGUAUCCACAGUGUCUAAGGAGUACUGCCCCUUAGGAUCCACAGUGUCUAAGGAGUACUGCCCCUUAGGAUCCACAGUGUCUAAGGAGUACUGCCCCUUAGUAUCCACAGUGUCUAAGGAGUACUGCCCCUUAGGAUCCACAGUGAGGCACAGUGGGGCAGUACUCCUUAGACACUGUGGAUCCUAAGGGUCAGUACUCCUUAGACACUGUGGAUCCUAAGGGGCAGUACUCCUUAGACACUGUGGAUCCUAAGGGGCAGUACUCCUUAGACACUGUGGAUCCUAAGGGGCAGUACUCCUUAGACACUGUGGAUCCUAAGGGGCAGUACUCCUUAGACACUGUGGAUCCUAAGGGGCAGUACUCCUUAGACACUGUGGAUCCUAAGGGGCAGUACUCCUUAGACACUGUGGAUCCUAAGGGGCAGUACUCCUUAGUCACUGUGGAUCCUAAUGGGCUAAACAAAGAUGUUUGACUGUCCUCGUUUCUAUAAUGUUGUAGCAUUGAUGUUUUGGGUUUCUGUGUCUCCGGAUUAACAGACACCCAAAUAUCACCUAUGUAAAUAAAAUGUUGACAUGGCCUGUUGAUUAACGACACACACUAUUUCUCUUUUUAUUAGUAUUAUCUGGUUAUAUAUUGUUGUGUCUCAAUGGGCCACGAGGCUAGAAAUAGGGGCUAAGUGCAAUGGUCAGGUCACUCUGAGGAAGACAUCAAAACACCAGCCACCUGUUCACAUCCUGUAUAAUGGAUUACAGUGAGCGAAAAAAUAAAUAAAUCUCUUCUUUUUUUAUUGAGUGCUCCAACUCCUUUCUACCUCGAAUUAGUCCUUUUGGAAGUUUUUAUUGGUCAGACCUUCUCACAAUUACUUCACUAGUUUUAUUUUUACAUUUACAUCAUUUAGCAGACGCUCUUAUCCAGAGUGAUUUACAAAUUGGUGCAUUCAACUUAUGAUAGCCAGUGGGACAACCACUUUUAUUUUAUUUUAAUGGGGGGUGGGGGAAGAAGGAUUACUUUUAUACUAUUCCAGGUAUUCCUUAAAGAGGUAGGGUUUCAAGUGUCUCCGGAAGGUGGUCAGUGACUCCGCUGUCCUGGCGUCGUGAGGGAGCUUGUUCCACCAUUGGGGUGCCAGAGCAGCGAACAGUUUUGACUGGGCUGAGCGGGAACUGUGCUUCCGUAGAGGUAGGGGAGCUAGCAGGCAAGAGGUGGAUGAACGUAGUGCCCUCGUUUGGGUGUAGGGUCUGAUCAGAGCCUGAAGAUAAGGAGGUGCCGUUCCCCUCACAGCUCCGUAGGCAAGCACCAUGGUCUUGUAGUAGAUGCGAGCCUCAACUGGAAGCCAGUUGAGUGUGCGGAGGAGCGGGGUGACAUGAGAGAACUUGGGAAGGUUGAACACCAGACGGGCUGCAGCGUUCUGGAUAAGUUGUAGAGGUUUAAUGGCACAGGCAGGGAGCCCAGCCAACAGUGAGUUGCAGUAAUCCAGACGGGAGAUGACAAGUGCCUGGAUUAGGACCUGUGCCGCUUUCUGUGUAAGGUAGGGUCGUACUCUGCGAAUGUUGUAGAGCAUGAACCUGCAGGAUCGGGUCACCGCCUUGAUGUUAGCAGAGAACGACAGGGUGUUGUCCAGGGUCACGCCAAGGUUCUUUGCACUCUGUUAGGAGGACACAAUGGAGUUGUCAACUGUGAUGGCGAGAUCAUGGAGUGGGCAGUCCUUCCCAGGGAGGAAGAGCAGCUCCGUCUUGCCGAGGUUCAGCUUGAGGUGGUGAUCCGACAUCCACACUGAUAUGUCUGCCAGACAUGCAGAAAUGCGAUUCGCCACCUGGUUAUCAGAAGGGGGAAAGGAGAAAAUGAAUUGUGUCGUCUGCGUAGCAAUGAUAGGAGAGACCAUGUGAGGAUCUGACAGAGCCAAGUGACUUGGUGUAUAGAGAGAAUAGGAGAGGGCCUAGAACUGAGCCCUGGGGGACACCAGUGGUGAGAGCACGUGGUGCGGAGACAGAUUCUCGCCACGCCACCUGGUAGGAGCGACCUGUCAGGUAGGACGCAAUCCAAGAGUGAGCAGCGCCGGAGAUGCCCAACUCGGAGAGGGUGGAGAGGAGGAUCUGAUGGUUCACAGUAUCAAAGGCAGCGGAUAGGUCUAGAAGGAUAAGAGCAGAGGAGAGAGAGUUAGCUUUAGCAGUGCGGAGAGCCUCCGUGACACAGAGAAGAGCAGUCUCAGUUGAAUGACCAGUCUUGAAACCUGACUGGUUAGGAUCAAGAAGGUCAUUCUGAGAGAGAUAGCAGGAGAAUUGGCUAGAGACGGAACGCUCAAGAGUUUUGGAGAGAAAAGAAAGAAGGGAUACUGGUCUGUAGUUGUUGACAUCGGAGGGAUCGAGUGUAGUUUUUUUUUAGGAGGGGUGCAACUCUCGCUCUCUUGAAGACAGAAGGAACAUGGCCAGCGGUCAAGGAUGAGUUGAUGAGCGAGGUGAGGUGAGGUAAGGGAGAAGGUCUCCGGAAAUGGUCUGGAGAAGAGAGGAGGGGAUAGGGUCAAGCGGGCAGGUUGUUGGUUAAUGAAAUAUGUCAGCGCUGGAAAAUAAUGUUUUAAGACAUAUUUUAAGGGUUUAUUAAACUUAAUUAAAUAAAAGUAAAUAUCCACCAUGGACGUCUAAUUAGGGACCUAUUUCAGAGUUCAGAGGGUGUUUCCUUAACCUGAACAUUAUGAAGUAUCUGAAGUGUUUUUCCUUGAUGAAUAGUUUCUGGUUCAUCAUAUACUAUGGAUCAUAUGGCCAACCCUUAGAAGACUCCCACUCCUCUCUAUCUUUCUCCCACCCUCCCCCCCUCUGACUCUCCUUCCCAUCAGUACUGCCAGGCGUAGUGCCCCAGCUUCAAACUCUCCCAUGGUUCAUAAACACCGAUACUGAGAACAGAAUAUGAGUUUAGGAGAGAGAGUGUUCCCCAGGAGUGAUGAUAGAGUUUGAAGGCAGCCCCCCUGGCAUUAAGCCCCAUCCCUGGCAUCUGCCCACCUCUCGCUUUACGACUCUUAGUUCAUUAAAACCACAAACAGAGUGGCACAGAUGGUACUGUCACCCUCACACACAAGAUAAUGACACCUACUACUGCCAUAUAGAAAUAGAUUUGCUGACUGUAGUGUAGUAGACAAACAUCUUUGUAUUAUUUUUGUCCUCUCCUGGUGACAUCAGAUUCAGUCAUGUUUCAGAACCAUGGACAGCUCAUGUUUCAGAUCCGUGGACAGCUCAUGUUUCAGAACCAUGGACAGCUCAUGUUUCAGAACCAUGGACAGUUCAUGUUUCAGAUCCAUGGACAGCUCAUGUUUCAGAACCGUGGACAGCUCAUGUUUCAGAACCAUGGACAGCUCAUGUUUCAGAACCAUGGACAGCUCAUGUUUCAGAACCGUGGACAGCUCAUGUUUCAGAACCAUGGACAGCUCAUGUUUCAGAACCAUGGACAGCUCAGGUGACAAACCCACUGUACCACACUGUACCAUUAGCUCUCCAUUAGGACGGCUGGCCACCCCUUUCUUAGAAGACUGCAAGGUUGAAAAAAAGAACCUGUGUUCGGCGGUGUCUAGAACCAGGUUCUGAUUUUGAUAGGAACAACUAUGUAUCCAUUUUGGAUAUGGAAAGGUUGGCUUUAAAUGGUUUAAUCACUGUUUGUGAUCUAUGACUGUCUCCCCUCUCUACCAAGGAGGAAGAGGAGAAGUUGAGCCUUGAUGAGAACGUCCUGUUGGAUGAGGACUUUGAGGCUGGGUACGAGGCUGGAGAAGAAGAGGAGGAAGAGAUGGAGGAGGAAGAGGAAGAGGAGGAGGAGGAGAGCACCAAGAUGAAGAUUCUGCGUCACAUUGCGGGCGUGGCGUCCAAAGUGAAGGAGAUCAUUGGGAAUCUGAUAACCACCGCAGGAAAAGGGGUGGUUACUGUACUGUUAGGACUCACAGGUCAGUGUUUCUCAGUGAGAGAGAGGAAUCAACCCCUGAACCACUCUCAGUCGCUCAAUGUUUACGAACACUUCUUUUAUGACUGUUAUUUAUAUUUUUGAAUAUGACUAUAGAGUCGUUCCACCUCAAACAGCACAAGAUGAUUUCGACCCACCAUCAAUGGCAAAUUUCUCUGAACAGGGAAAACAACCCAUCACGAAAUUCCCUGAGAAUACACUACAUAGUAUGAAUAAACAAUGCUCCAAGCCGCAGCUUCAUACCACUUGUCAAACAGAGAACUGAUAUUGUAUACUGGCCGUUAAGAAGUGGUUUGGUCCAAAUCGGAUGUUGGGUAUUAUAUUUAAUGAAUAUUAUGUGAAUCCUAUUCAUUGUAAUGGGCAAUUUGGGUGCAAUUAAUUAGCUUCAUUUCUCAGAGUUCAAAUAACCUUUCAACAAAGUAAUGUUUCAGGAAUGUCAAUCUUAUCUGUUUCUAACUACAGAAACGAUUUCAGAAAAAUCUGACAUGGUGGAUGUCAUGGCUUGCUGAAAUGGAAUGGAACGACCCAAACCAACAGAUGUUCUUGAUCAGGUCAUGUUGUCAGGAAAAACUCCCGGCCCUAUCCAAUACAGUAUACUUCAAUGCUGCCAUCUCAACCACAGUGUAGCCUACUGUAUAAACAUCUAUGUAUCUGCUUCUAAGUGUGUCUUGUCCACAUUCAGGUGUAAUACUGCCCUCGCUGACAUCGGCUGCCUAUUUUUUUUGUCUUCCUAUAGAUCUUUAAAUAUCAGCGUUUCUCUAUAGUAUCCGUUUGCAUCUAUAUGUGUCUGUCUGCAUAUUGUUCUGUUUCCACCAGGUAUCAUGCUGCCCUCCCUGACACAUUAUAAGUGUAUCUGUGUAUUUGAAGGUAUCAUGCUGCCCUCCCUGAUGCAUUAUAAGUGUAUCUGUGUAUUUUAAAGGUAUCAUGCUGCCCUCCCUGACGUCGGCAGUCUACUUUUUCGUGUUCCUGUUCCUGUGUACGUGGUGGUCGUUCUGCCGGACCUUCGACACCCUCAUCUUCAGCUGUAUGUGUGUCCUCAUGGCCAUAUUCAGCGCUGGACACCUGGUCGUCCUCUACCUCUACCAGUUCCAGUUCUUCCAAGAGAGCAUCCCUUCAGAGGACAGCUACAUCAGGUUAGAUACAGAUUCUUUCUUUCUUUCUUUCUUUCUCAGGCUGCCGUGGUUUUAACUCUGUUUGAUGACAGAUAUGUUAGUUACCCUGGCUACUAUGGCUGCUGGGGGUUUACUAUAAAGCUCAACUCCAGUUAACGGUGUGCAUUCAGUAAAUCUGCAGUUUCAUAGUAAAUAUGAACUUUUACAAUUACUAAAUAUAUACAGUAUCGCCACACCCAAGCAGAAGCCAAAUCCACUUGUAUCAAUCUACCAGGCUUCUAAACGUAGUGUAUCCUUGUUCCUCAAUAUUAACUGUCUGUAACAGAUGUUGUCAUUAUAUUUUAUGUAUGAGAAGGGAUUGGUAGGGAGACCAUUAGUUGUUUGUGGCAGGUUGUGGAUAAGUGGGAAGGCAAAAUUCCUAAUCGACCCUUAACCAUCAACCCCCCUAGACAGUCUUUUAGAUCUGAAACAACUGGAUCAGUGUGAGCAUGAUAGUAAACUCCACCCAGCCUGCCACGAUUGCACAAGCUACUCAUCAGUGUUGCCCUUGUCGCUAUUAUAUCAUAAAUACUUAUUUAGACAAUGUAUUUUAGCAGUGUUGCCCUUGCCACUGUGUCCCUGGCCCAGAUAGCCUUGGUGUUUCUGGAGAGUAUUGAUUCUAAUGUCUCUAAUCUGCUGGCCUUACAUCACAGCAGUGUGUCAGGUCCAAUGCCAUUAUGGCUAUCUAUAGCAUUAGCAUCACCUUAUAUAGAAACUAUCACCUUGUGUACCAUUAGCAUCACCUUAUAUAGCAACUAUCACCUUGUGUACCAUUAGCAUCACCUUAUAUAGCAACUAUCACAUUGUGUACCAUUAGCAUCACCUUAUAUAGCAACUAUCACCUUGUGUAGCAUUAGCAUCACCUUAUAUAGCAACUAUCACCUUGUGUACCAUUAGCAUCACCUUAUAUAGCAACUAUCACCUUGUGUACCAUUAGCAUCACCUUAUAUAGCGACUAACACCUUGUGUACCAUUUGCAUCACCUUAUAUAGCGACUAUCACCUUGUGUACCAUUAGCAUCACCUUAUAUAGCGACUAUCACCUUGUGUACCCUUAGCAUCACCUUAUAUAGCGACUAUCACCUUGUGUACCCUUAGCAUCACCUUAUAUAGCGACUAUCACCUUGUGUACCAUUAGCAUCACCUUAUAUAGCAACUAUCACCUUGUGUACCAUUAGCAUCACCUUAUAUAGCAACUAUCACCUUGUGUACCAUUAGCAUCACCUUAUAUAGCAACUAUCACCUUGUGUACCAUUAGCAUCACAGCAUUUUUUUGGGGGGGGGGGGGGGGGUGGGGUGGGGUAAGGGGGGGGUUAGAAGGAUUACUUUAUCCUAUCCCAGGUGUUCCUUAAAGAGGUGGGGUUUCAAAUGUCUCCGGAAGGUGGUGAGUGACUCCGCUGUCCUGGCGUCGUGAGGGAGCUUGUUCCACCAUUGGGGUGCCAGAGCAGCGAACAGUUUUGACUGGGCUGAGCGGGAACUGUGCUUCAGCAGAGGUAGGGGAGCCAGCAGGCCAGAGGUGGAUGAACGCAAUGCCCUUGUUUGGGUGUAGGGACUGAUCAGAGCCUGAAGGUACGGAGGUGCCGUUCCCCUCACAGCUCCGUAGGCAAGCACCAUGGUCUUGUAGCAGAUGCGAGCUUCAACUGGAAGCCAGUGUAGUGUGCGGAGGAGCGGGGUGACGUGAGAGAACUUGGGAAGGUUGAACACCAGACGGGCUGCGGCAUUCUGGAUGAGUUGUAGGGGUUUAAUGGCACAGGCAGGGAGCCCAGCCAACAGCGAGUUGCAGUAAUCCAGACGGGAGAUGACAAGUGCCGGGAUUAGGACCUGUGCCGCUUCCUGUGUAAGGCAGGGUCGUACACUCCGAAUGUUGUAGAGCAUGAACCUACAGGAUCGGGUCACCGCCUUGAUGUUAGCGGAGAACGACAGGGUGUUGUCCAGGGUCACGCCAAGGCUCUUCGCACUCUGGGAGGAGGACACAACGGAGUUGUCAACCGUGAUGGCGAAGAUCAUGGAACGGGCAGUCCUUGCCCGGGAGGAAGAGCAGCUCCGUCUUGCCAAGGAUCAGCUUGAGGUGGUGAUCCGUCAUCCAUACUGAUAUGUCUGCCAGACAUGCAGAGAUGCGAUUCGCUACCUGGUUAUCAGAAGGGGGAAAGGAGAAGAUUAGUUGUGUGUUGUCUGCGUAGCAAUGAUAGGAGAGGCCAUGUGAGGAUAUGACAGAGCCAAGUGACUUGGUGUAUAGCGAGAAUAGGAGAGGGCCUAGAACUGAGCCCUGGGGGACACCAGUGGUGAGAGCACGUGGUGCGGAGACAGCUUCUCGCCACGCCACUUGGUAGGAGCGACCGGUCAGGUAGGACGCAAUCCAAGAGUGAGCCGCGCCGGAGAUGCCCAGCUCGGAGAGGGUGGAGAGGAGGAUCUGAUGGUUCACAGUAUCAAAGGCAGCAGACAGGUCUAGAAGGACAAGAGCAGAGGAGAGAGAGUUAGCUUUAGCAGUGCAGAGAGCCUCCGUGACACAGAGAAGAGCAGUCUCAGUUGAAUGACCAGUCUUGAAACCUGACUGGUUUGGAUCAAGAAGGUCAUUCUGAGAGAGAUAGCAAGAGAGUUGGCUAAAGACGGCACGCUCAAUAGUUUUGGAGAGAAAAGAAAGAAGGGAUACUGGUCUGUAGUUGUUGACAUCAGAGGGAUCGAGUGUUGGUUUUUUGAGAAGGGGUGCAACUCUCGCUCUCUUGAAGACGGAAGGGACAUAGCCAGCGGUCAAGGAUGAGUUGAUCAGCGAGGUGAGGUAAGGGAGAAGGUCACCGGAGAUGGUCUGGAGAAGAGAGACUAUCACCUUGUGUACCAUUAGCAUCACCUUAUAUAGCAACUAUCACCUUGUGUACCAUUAGCAUCACCUUAUAUAGCGACUAUCACCUUGUGUACCAUUAGCAUCACCUUAUAUAGCAACUAUCACCUUGUGUACCAUUAGCAUCACCUUAUAUAGCAACUAUCACCUUGUGUACCAUUAGCAUCACCUUAUAUAGCAACUAUCACCUUGUGCACCAUUAGCAUCACCUUAUAUAGCAACUAUCACCUUGUGUACCAUUAGCAUCACCUUAUAUAGCAACUAUCACCUUGUGUACCAUUAGCAUCACCUUAUAUAGCAACUAUCACCUUGUAUACCAUUAGCAUCACCUUAUAUAGCAACUAUCACCUUGUGUACCAUUAGCAUCACCUUACAUAACGACUAUCACCUUGUGUAGCAUUAGCAUCACCUUAUAUAGCAACUAUCACCUUGUGUACCAUUAGCAUCACCUUAAAUAGCAACUAUCACCUUGUGUACCAUUAGCAUCACCUUACAUAACGACUAUCACCUUGUGUACCAUUAGCAUCACCUUAAAUAGCAACUAUCACCUUGUGUACCAUUAGCAUCACCUUACAUAACGACUAUCACCUUGUGUACCAUUAGCAUCACCUUACAUAACGACUAUCACCUUGAUGGUCCUCCAUUUCCUUCCUUUCACUUUGCACAAGGAGGGAGUGGAGACGCUCUGUGUAUUGAUAUGCUGCCUUCUGAAAGACAAACUCAUUGAAAUUACUUGCUUUCGUCCACACAAGUUCACCUUUGAUGACGGCUGUUCUUGCUGUAUAACAAAUAAGAGUAGGAUGAGUAGUGUGUCACGGAUUCAGCCGAGGCUGCUCCUCCUCCUUGCUCGGGCAGGCUUCGGCGUUCGUCGUCACCGGAGUACUAGCUGCCACCGAUCGAUGUUUCUGUGUUCUACUUGUUUUGUCUAUAUUGCCCACACCUGGUUCCAAUUACGAUAAUUUGUUUCCCUAUUUUUCCCUCUGGUUCCCUCAUGGUGUUGUGCGUGAUUGUUCGUUGUUUUGUUGUCAUUGACAUGUGAGUCGGUAUAUAUGUUAAUUUACUUGUGACAAGUAAAGUACGUCGUUGACUAAGUUCUGUGUCCUGCGCCUGACCCCGUCCUACCGCUACACACUGACGCAUGACAUGGUAAUGGUGAGAGGUUAGCAUGUCUUGGGGGUAUGAUCUUUGACCCUCUGUAACUUUCUCACUCAUCAUUAUUCACGAUUCAUUCAGGACUAUCCGUAAUCAUGGUAGCAUCCACAUUAAUGUAGAAGUGUUUAGAAACAUAUUAUAUUCUGAUUUACACACUGACGCAUGACAUAGCCUGUGUCACGAACGUUGAGAGACGGGUCAGACCAAGGUGCAGCGUGAAAAGCGUACAUGUUUAUUAAACUCAAUAAACAUAAACAAAACAAGAACCAACGUGACGUCCUCCGGCUAAACACAUACGAGCCUAACACGGAACAAGAUCCCACAACUAAGGUAGGCAAACAGGCUACUUAAGUAUGAUCCCCAAUCAGAGACAACGAGCGACAGCUGCCUCUGAUUGGGAAUCACACCCGGCCAAACCUAGAAAUACACAUCUAGAUCCUAAACAUAGAAAUUCUAACAUAGAUCCUCACUCCCUGAUCAAACCAACUAUAGACAACAGGCCUCUCAAGGCCAGGGCGUGACAGUAUUAUCCAUGCAAACCUCACAGUGAUCACUUCUAUUGAGUUAACUGGUACCUUGGUGACCCAGGCAGUGGAACACAACGUGUAUAAUAAUGUAUAACGGUGGAUUACAUAGUCAACAUCAGGUUAUGGAAUCAUUCAAAACUUUUCUGAUGAGUAUUUGUAGGUGUGACAGCCUGUCACAUCAUAGCUCUUUGACUCACAGAAUGAGAUAAAGACAGCUAAAUGUAAUUUCUCACUUUGUCGUAAAGUAUUUUAACGAAGCAUCUAAUAGUUAGUCAACGGCUAAAGAUACACAAGGCCACUUCUAUGUUAAUUUAAACAGAUCGUCUUUCUGUCAUGUUAAUUUUCCCCUAUUAGCUCUUGUUGACUUUCCACAGCCUCUGAGGUAAUGUCAGUCUCUCCGAUGUCAUCUAGCGUUAGUGAUGCAUUAAAAACCUUGGCCCCAAUGAGUUGAUAACAGAGCCCUAGUACCUAUGAAUGCAUCCCGAAUGACACCCUAUUCCCUAUAUAGUGCACAACUAAAAAGUAGUGCACCAUAUAGGGAAUAGGGGGUGCCAUUUUGGGACGCACCCUAUGCCCUCUUCCACAGUAUAGUUUCCUACACUACACUACAGUAGCCCUAGCCCUCAGUGUCCUAGCCUACCAGGGAAACUCACCCCACUCCCUAAAUACGUGUUGUGCCGACCUGGGUUCAAAUACUAUUUGAAAUCUUUCAAAUACUUUUAGGUGUGCUCUAGCCUUCAUGGAGUUACCAUAUGGGCGUGGUUUUGAUUCUGUGGGAUCCAUUGAGCAAGGCGAGGUGAAUCAAGCCCAUCUAAAGUAUUCAAAAAAGAUUUUGAAUAGUAUUUGAACCCAGGUCUGGUAUAACGUUUUUGUUGUCCCUAUGGUACAAUAGGCUAGCUCUCCGGCUCCUAUGGGAGUCCUAAUUUUUGUUUGUUGACAGAGGCCUGGCCUUGCUGCCGGGCUGGCUGUGUGGCGGUGCUAAGUGAGGGUGGUGACAGACUUAGCUUCCUGCCUCCUCAGCUUACAAUAGACCAAUCUGGCUACAGAUCUGGGAUCUGCUUUACCUCCCCCAAUCCUUACCUUAACCAUUAGUGGGGAAAUGCAAAACUGACCUUAGAACAGUGUCUAAGGGGAAACUUCGCCCUACUCCACAAUAGACCAAUCCCCUUUCUCUUGAUUCCCUCUCACGUUUCCCUGGAGUGAGCACUGGUGCGGAUUGGUGUGAGGGGAUACGGUGGAAAUGAAUGCUUAGUUACACACCAAUCCCCAUUGUUUUCAGAUCGUUGAUCAGGGAGACGGUGGAGGAAGGGAAUGGGACACUCAGGUCAUGUGACCUGCUAUUUUCCAGCUGCAGGAAGAGAGUGAACAGCAAGUAG